Molecule: messenger RNA, 3913 nt
Organism: Electrophorus electricus (electric eel)
Lineage: Eukaryota; Metazoa; Chordata; Actinopteri; Gymnotiformes; Gymnotidae
Gene: intu
Product: inturned planar cell polarity protein
Biological process (GO): nervous system development; cilium assembly; establishment of planar polarity
Cellular component (GO): cytoplasm; cilium
Molecular function (GO): protein binding
Source: RefSeq, a predicted model, not a curated record
ACCAUUUGACCACAACGAUCUGGAGAAGUACUCAAGAAAGGCAAGAAAAUGAAAUUUGCCUUUAGUCUGUCUUUUACGAAAAAUAAAAGGGGACUGCAUUCGAAAGCAACCAUUUGAGAUACUUUUAUUGCAUAACCAUAGAUAAUCUUUCGGUUAGAGCAGCAUGCAAGGAUAAGUGGAUUUUAAUGUAAAUUUUACAAAUGCAAUAUGUGGCCCGUGAUCCCUGUCAAGCCGUCCUCGCGGAACAUUUGAGCAAAGUUUCCUAAUUGCCUUUAAUUUAUGAAUCAGUCAGAAAGCAUGAAGCAUAAUGUUCAGUACAUGUUCCAGUGGGAGAACGUUUCGAUCUGUCUCGACGAACUUGGAGGACUUUGAUUCUAUACGGAGUGUGCUCCUUUACAGUGAUGUGGAGCCUGAGUGGCUGGAUGAUGUCCAGAAGAAUGGUGAACUGUUCUAUCUGGAGCUAAGUGAGGGAGAGGAGGAAGCUGUUCUGGCCCAGGUCACCGCCAGUCAGUCUGCCGCCACCAAUCACGUCCGUUUCAGUGAAAAAGAGGCAGAAAUCAUCACUGACGAAGGCAGGAGACGCACAAACUCCAGUGCAAAAUCAGAACCAAAACUCAAAAAGCUUGCUAAGAUCCUGGGAAGGAAGCGGCAACCAUCACAAAGAAGAGGGGCCGGUGGAAAAGGCAGCAGCCCUGCUGCUCAGCAGCCGCCCUCCAUCUUGAAGAACCAGACAGGGCAGAGGGCAUGUCUGAUGGUACAACAGUCAUAUCAAAAGGACGUGUGUGUCUACCUGAACCCUAAACGCCUGGCCAAUGUGUGCCUUCCUCCGCAAGAGAAAGGGGGCUUGUUGGAGGCUUUACUGGGAGUGGUCCACCGGGGCGGGGAUGAGAGAGGCUGUGUGGGGGAGAGACUUGUAAUCCAUGGUCUGGUACCCCACAGCCCAGCUAGCAAAUGUGCACAGAUCCUGAUUGGGGAUGUUCUUGUUGCUGUUGAUGACGUAGAUGUUACUUCAGAGAAUAUUGAGCGAGUUCUCUCAUGUAUUCCUGGACCAACACAGGUGCGGCUGACCCUGGAGACUGCCAGUGCAGACGUGGGCACCAUGGACCUCGCAAUGCCCAGACCAAGGCCCUCCCCUGCAGUCAGCCAGCUGGUCCGUCUCCUCUGGGGGGAAGAUACUGUGGAGCUCCAGAUGUCUGUAGCGCACAUACCUCAUAUUGUCAUGUACCUGUCACUCAAACUGGACUCAGAGUCACCUCAGGAGGAGGAGAUCCUGUACCAGUACCCACUGUCUGAGGCAGCAACACAGUUGAAGUCGGUGAGGGGCAUCUUCCUCACGUUAUGUGACAUGCUGGAGUGUGUCACCGGAGGACAGAUAGUCAGCUCCUCUCUGCUGCUACAGAAGCAGCUGGUCCACGUGGGCUACUGGAAGGAGGGAUCCAACCUGCUGGUGAUCGGCCUCCCCGCUGACAGGGUGCCACUACUGCAUCUGCAGACCAUUACUGAGGGCGUUGUGCAUACUCUCAAAGUCAUGUACGGCUCUCUGGACAGUUCCUUUUGUGAAGUGGAGCAUGCUUCUAGGCUGGAUCAUUUCUUCUGCCUGUUCUUCCAGCGGUUCAUGCAGCUCUCUUGUUUGAGUGAUGGCUCUGGCCCCUCCCCCCAAGACAUUUCCAGAACCCUCUUCCUGGAAGGUUUACCAGCCGUACGCUGGCUCACUUUACCGCCGGAUAUCAAGGUCGAGGUGGACACUGUUCUGUCAGACUUUGAGUCAUCAGAUUUUGGUGAGAUGUCAGAAGACUUUUAUGGCACGAGGCGUCUGUAUGUCACGUUGGGUUCCUGUCUCUUCUACCAGGGCUACCUGAUCGCAAACCACCUCCCUAAGCAGGACUUGCGGGACGUGUGUCUGUACUGCCAGCACUACUGCCUGCUGAGCCUGCCUACUGAGCAGCGUGUGGGCCAGCUGGUGGUAUGGAGGGAGGUUUUCCCCCAGCGCUGUGCCACGCCCCACCCCGGCUACCACGAACCCCAUGGCCGAUUCUUCCUCCUUAUUGUAGGCCUGAGGCACUUUAUGCAGUGUGUAUUACUGGAGGCGGGCGGCUGUGCGUCGCCUGCCAUUGGCUCCCCUGGUCCUGACUGCAUCUAUGUAGACCAGGUCAAAGCCACUCUCCUUCAGCUAGAGAGCCUCGACUCUGCCAUUGAAGACCGCCUCUCCGCCCCGCCCAUGCCUUCCCUGUCCUGUGCUGACUGGUUUCUUCCUUCCGGCGGGCGGGACCGGCCGGAAGGGAUUGGCAGCUCACCUCUCCUCAACAGGCUGACGGCAGCCAUCAAACCUCCUUCGCCUGGUGCCAUUGGCCGAAGCCUGUUUGGAGAGAUGGGACCAGGCUCCGGUUCUGCAGGGCUGAAAGGCAGGAAGCCGAGCCCACAGAGGAGCCUGUCAGACAGUGGGAGCGAAGGACGUGGGGACUUAGGUGGGGCCUUCACACCGGGACUCAGUCCUCACACAACACCUGACGCUACACGGAGGAUGCCCCCUGUUGGCUCACGCAGGGAUUCGCUGGGCUCUGGGGGUUCAGAUGGCAGUGGCAGCAGUGGAGGACUGUUUAAGCUCCCCAGAGCAAGGCAGCCAAACCCGUUCUACCUGGGCUCUCUGAAGAAGAGCCUGUCGGAGAGGGAGGUCGAGGAGAUGCAGAACACACUGAAGCUCACGGCAGGUGCGGAAAACACACUCUUCCACUAUGUUAUGAUGGAGUCGGUGCAGGGCAUCUUCAUCGCACCCACACACCGCGAGAUCUCCCAGCUCAGCGGCUCUAUCCACCCGCAGCUCAUCCGCAACUUUCAUCACUGCUGUCUGUCCAUACGGCACGCCUUCCAGCAGAGCCUCUCGUCACGGGAGAGGCGAGGAGGUGAUAAACCACAGGCUUCUCGCGGGCUUGGACCUGUUAGAGAACAUGGUGUUCUGUUCCAGUGCAAACCAGAGAACUGGACCGACCACAAGAAACCUGCUCCCACCAUGACAUAUUGGGUUAUUGGGCGGAUGCUUCUGGAACCUGUCCCUCAGGAGUUCUACGUGUGUUUCCAUGAUUCCGUGGCAGAGGUUCCUGUGGAGAUGGCAUUCAGGCUGUCAUUUGGCUUAGCAAUGUGAUAUGUCGUCAGGAUUCCUGGGGCACACUAUAUAUAAUUUAAUACAGCACCUGUGACAGGGAAGCACAAGUCUGAUGCACACAGCUUGGUGAAAGGUUUUACAUAACCAAUAUCACCCCUAAUGUGGAAAACUCAUUGGACGCUGUAUAAACCUUAAAGGCCUAGUCAAUUAUUGUAAUAGAGAGGAAAGAAUGAAUGAAUUCAGCCCUGCUACUUCAUAAAAUCUGUUCAUGGGAUCAGAACAGAUGCGUCAUCCAGUCACUGAAUGUUUAACUGACAAACGCGUUCACUAAAGCUAGUGCCUUGUAGGCCUUUGGACUGCCUGCAAGGAGAUGUUGGAAGUCAGUUAUGUGUGUCGGAUGUAGUGAAAAAUUUCAAGUUAUACCUCAGUUCAUGAUGUGUACAAAGAGCAGAAUCCAGCUAACAGGGCAGUAAUGCAAGCUCCUGUAUUUCUACUAUAGAAAACUUAUGCAAGGAUUCAGUUACUCAGUUAGAAACAUGUUAUUUUAUAGACAUCAUAUUUAUAGUCUAGGAAGGAUUAUGUUCACCCCCUCUCCCCGUUGUCAUGCUGGACCAAAUGGAAUGAAUGAACGUUAAGGCAUGCCAUGAUAAUCCAUGCUGUUGGCAUAACAACCACCUUAUAGUCAUGUCCAGCUUUAUUAAUAUUUUAUGAUAUGGAGGAAGAUGUUUAUUUAUGAUGUAGCAAUUUUCUAUAAAAUAUCAAAAUAGGAUUGUCAUGUUCACAUAUCAAAUAAAUGCAAAAGAUUUGCUGUCA